This is a messenger RNA of Eimeria maxima, 1212 nucleotides long. RefSeq lists its product as hypothetical. The coding region runs from base 1 to 1212 and encodes 403 amino acids. NCBI's taxonomy places the organism in Eukaryota, Apicomplexa, Conoidasida, Eucoccidiorida, Eimeriidae. The transcript is spliced from 3 exons. The record is from RefSeq and is a predicted model, not a curated record.
AUGGCCCAGUCAAGGGCCCCAAGGAGAUUGAAACGGUCGCAGGAGGCCCAGGGGGAACGUCUGGGGGCCCAACAGAUGCGACCCACGUCGCCAACGGGAGAUAAGCGGGGCUCGUUGGGGGACAGCAAAACACCUCAACUUCGGGCUCUGAGCAGCAAGAGCACACCCAGGGGAAAAGCCCAGAGGGAGUCAGCAGUUCCGAGCGUCGCGAAAAAGGCUGUUCCAAGUCCUGAAGAGGGUCCGCAGACGCCGAGGAACAUUCAGCAGGCCACACAUGACAACAACUUCACUCCAGGGAGCUGCCUUCCAGAGGUGCCGUCUCUGUGUCCUCCAAGUGAGAGCAUACAGCAGCCGCUCUGCCCGUCGCCUUCUGUCCAGUGUUCCGCUUGGGAGGAGUCUCCCCACAGGGAACACCGACGGGGUACAGGCCUGACACCUGAUGAGAGCAUGGAGGCGAACCUUCAGAAGAAGGUCUUUGAACUGAUGCGGCAAAACUCCAUAAUGAGACGGGCGUUGUUGAAACAUAUAAGCAGUGAGGAACUUCUGUUUCUAUUGGCGUACAACACCACAAGAGUCACGAGCGAGGCAGACGAUGAGCUUCGAGACACCACACACACCUCCAACAGGUUUACAUCCGAAGACGCCCUUGCAGUGGAGCAGAAAAGCUGCGGAGGCUCUGCAGAGAACAGCACUCUAGCCAGAAACAUCGACCUGCCAUGCGUGCAAGACUUCUUUAAAGCCUUGAGGUACUGCUCUGGGCCCGCGCAUGAGGCGCCGCCUGUAUCAGAAGGGGCCCCUGUAGCCGCUGCAGAGGAUAGCGCCUUCCUCCACCCCCCGAUGAGUCGUGAAGAAGUCACGGCAACAAAUGACGCAGAUGGGUACUUCCCGAUUGCUGUGGACUUCGAUCCCUUCGGGCUGCAGAAGGACGAUGACUCGGACACGCAUACCACUCCAGUAGGAGCGGAAAGCCAUCGCUCGACCAUGUCUUCCUCCACAAUAUCGACAAAUCUGCAGCAGCGUUCAGUGGAAGGGGGUUUUCGAGCAACGGUGCCUGCUCCUCCUGUGGGGCUUUCCGCCCCCCAGGGAGCCGCACGUGGGUCCCUGGAGCCUGCACUGUCUCCCGUCAAGCCCCGCGCACCAAGGGGAUCUAUGUUCUACCCUUCUACCUAUCGCCUUGCUGCAUUACUGCCACAAACUCUCCCUAACCUCUGA